AUGGAAGUAAUUUUACCUUCAGAUUUUUCGGACCACCAACAAUCGGGUAUCGUUUUAGCAAUGAACGGCACUGGGCGAUGUGUGGUCAGUGCUAACAAAGCUAGCCACUACUGCGGAGAAGUUGAAGUGACAGCACCACCAUUUCCACCUUCUCAGGCUGGUCAAUGUCAUUUUUCAAGUAAAAGUGGCCGUCAAAUUUGCUGGCCACGAUAUGAGGUAUUGGAUACCAGCUGUACCGAUAUUGGAAAUGGUAUGGUAUCCGCACCUGCUAUUAAACAUGCUGCUAUUCGAUCAAUGGCAUUUGUACCUCCGGAUAACCUUCGACGUAUUAUUCGACUGUACUAUCGUAAACAAGGCAUGCCACUCCCACGCAACAUAACGUACAGCAAAAAUUCGUUUCUAUUCGUACGGUACGAGUGUGACCAUGGCUAUGAAUUUGUAGAUGAAGUUAAUUCCAUGUUUUGUGCCAAUCGACAGUGGAUAACAACUUCACCAAAAUGUAGAGGAAAAGGAUUAUGUGAAAUAAAUAAUGGUGGAUGUAGUCACUCUUGCUUAUCGAUUCAAGAUCAAGAAGUAGAAUGUCACUGUCCGAAUGGAUUUGUUCUAGAUAGCAACAAAAAAACUUGCAUUAAACCGAUUCCCAAGAAUUUGUGUCGAAUUUUGAGCAGCUGUUCCUGUUCUACUAUUGAUGAAAAUCAGUACUCUUGUACAUGUCCGAAGGGAGAAAAAUGCUUAUUACUUCGUGGUCGACCAAAAAUUUAUAUAGAACCAUCAGCACCGUAUGAAAUUGCCCCCGGUGGAAAUUUGAAUAUUACAUGCUCAGCGGUUUCAUAUCCAUUUCCACAAAUAUUUUGGCAAAGGGGUGAUGAGGCAGUUGACAUUGCACCAGUAAAACCAGGCACUGUUCGAAGUGAACAAAUUUUAAUUAUCAAAGAGUUAUACAAAAAUACUCAAUUCACGUGUCAUGCCAAUAAUUCCUUAGGAAAAGCAGAACGUACAAUAGAGAUUGUAGUCACCGGUCCUGGGUCAGCGCCGAUAAUUCGUGGUAUUGGUGCUGGUCGUACUUCUGUUUACGUUAGAUGGGAUCCACCAGUAAUAUUGAAUCGACCAGUUACUUCAUAUACUGUCUACUAUACUAUAAGUGGUCACAAGCCAAUCAAAAAUUGGAGAAAAUUGAAUGUUGAGGAACCUAAUCGUGAGAUAAUGAUCAAAGACCUUCGACCGCAUACACAAUACUUCAUUCGUUUACGAGCAAACGAUAAACUUGGCCCAGGGCGUUUGUCUAGCCCAGUUUCGCUUAAAACACGUCAACCAGCAGCACGUCCUCAGCUUCAUAUUCCUGAAGGUAAUGUGGUGCAGGUACCUCCUUUAGUGCCAUUCAAAAUUAAUUGCAAUGUGACACGUGGAGAUCCAUUACCAAAAAUCGCUUGGUACACAAGAGCUCGACCAAUUAAUAAGCCACAGAAAAAAAAAUUUAUAACAAUGGAACAUGGUGGAUUGUAUGAAAGCACCAACUUCUCGUGUGUAGCAGAUAAUGAAGCUGGUCGAACGAGCAAACGUGUACAAGUUAUUGUAACUGGACCAACCUCACCUGAACGUAUCCGAUAUCAAAUUGAUGGCAAUAAUGUUGACUUGCAAUGGGAGCCUCCCAGGAUUACAAAUGGACAUUUGAAAGAUUAUGAAGUUAUGUACACAGAUGAUUUAAACUUACCAGAAGAGCAAUGGCAAGUUGCUAGAGCAGGUAGUGCUGAUGCACGCAUGUUACGUGUGCCAAAUUUGAAAGAAAAAACAGAUUAUACAUUCAAAUUGAGAGCAUAUAAUGAACUAGGUCCAGGUCUUUCAAGUGGCCAGUUUACGUUAACGACUUGGCUGGCAGUUUUGGAAGAAAAUUCUGCAAUUGCAGCUCGUUCACCAGCAGUAACAAUAGUUCCUGCUGUAAGGAUUAUAAGGCACCCAAGCAACGAAGAACUCAUAUUUGAAUGCGAAGCGGUUGGCGUGCCAAGGCCCAAAAUUCUGUGGCUCUGGAGCGGUGGCUUGAUUGAAGAUGGCAAAAACGAAUUUCGCAUAUACGAUGUAACACCAUCAGAUGCGCAAGAUCGAUCGAGCAGCAAACUGAUAGCUGAAAGAACUAAUCGAGCAGGAGUAGCAACUUGUCAAGCUGUUAAUCCACAUGGUUCUGAUGAAAAACGAACAGAAGUGAAAAUUGUUGGACCAGGAAGUCCACCCCGUAAUAUUUCCUCCAGUCCAAGUUUCGAUGGAUUUAGAGUGACUUGGAAUCCACCAAAAUAUCCAAACGGAAAAAUAACUAAAUACAUAAUUUAUUACACGAAAAAUCCUGAUGCCGCAUUGGAAGAUUGGGAGCAGAUAAGUGUUGACGGUCAAGUACACGAGGCCACAGUUCUUGCAGAUGAGGAUACUCCUUAUAACGUAAGAAUACGAGCGUUCACUAAAGAUGGUCCAGGCAUUGUCUCUGAAGCAUAUGAUGUCACUACUGGGAAAAAACCAGUUCCACUGACCAUCAAGUUAAUCAUAAUGGAUCCUCCAGUACAAGAAGGUAGCUUUGAAACAACAAUUGAGCCACUCCAGAUGAUUAGCUUUACUUGUCAAGCGGAAGGAAGGCCAGCACCACAGAUUUCAUACACUUGGCUUCCAUUCAAUGAAACCGAAAGUGGACAGGAACCGGUUCCAAUCCCUGCUUAUUCUGAUCCAACUCAAGUUCACAAGUACCAUUCUUUAGCUGUGGAAACAAACACAGCAACUAAACGAGCAUUAAUGUGCAAUGCACGUAAUCCCGAUGGCACUGUCAGCGAUCAACAUAUUUUCAAUGUUAUAAAACCAGGUAGUCCACCAGAAAAUAUACAUCCAAUAAUUGAUCCGGAUAAUCGUGUUACAAUAUCCUGGCAGGAGCCAAAGUAUCCAAAUGGACCUAUUUUGAAAUACAAAGCAUACUUGACAUCUGAUCCUGCAAAGCCAAUAGAUUCGUGGGAUAUUUAUUAUAUUCCAAUUGAAGAAACGCAAGGACUUGUACUGGAAAGGGGUAAAUUGCAACCAGAAACACCUUACUACAUUAAAGUAGCUGCAGUUGGUGAAGGUGGAGAGGGUGUACAGUCUGAUAGCAUUUUAUUCGAAACCGUCAGCGGAGCACCAGUCGAUGCACCAAAAGAUUUAUUAGCAACUGUUCAACGUGAUAACACUAUAGAUAUAUCCUGGGCAGGUCCCAGCAUUGCGAACGGUCCCAUUCAGUCGUACACUAUUUACUUCACUCCAGUGGAUCAACUCGCAUCAGAUGAUUUAUAUAAACAGUGGGAUAAAGUCAUUGUUCCAAGUAACAAGAGUACCGAAAACUUCCAACUAAAUAAAGAUACUUACAAUAUUAUGCCCAAUCGAGAAUACCGAAUCCGUAUAUCUUCAACUAAUGAUCUUUCAGAAGGCCCAGCAAGUGAAAGUAUAACAGUUAAGACUGAAAGUGGAGAAACCUUACCAGUAAUACAUCUUGAGCCAUCACACAAUCCAGCCAUUGUCCCACCACAUGGUACAAUAACUGUACAAUGUACCGCAACUGGAAUACCACCACCCAGCGUGAUUUGGAUUAUUGGCAUAAAUGCUAGUGAUGUUAUCCGAGGAUCAGUUUUACAAUUAACGGAUGUCUACAGAGAUGAAAUGGCAACAUGCAAGGCGGAAAAUUCCGCCGGACAAGUUCAGGAAGUACUACAAAUACUCGUAUCCGGUCCUGGUACACCACCAAACGAAAUCGUUGCUCUUCCUCUUGAAAAUCAGCAAGCCAAUAUUGAAUGGACAACGCCUGAUAGUCCUAAUGGCAAAAUCACUGAUUAUGUUGUUCAUUAUGGAGAAGUGAUGAAUGGAGAAGCUGUUCCGCGUGAAUGGCAGACCAUAAGAAUUCCAGCUGCAGAAUCGCAAAAGUAUCGUCUUACGGGACUGAAACCAAAAGCUAAUUAUGCUGUACGAUUGCAAGCAAUCAGUGAUCGUGGACCAGGUGUUUUGUCGGAUCCAGUUCAUAUAACUGCACUGCCAUUAGCACCAGCUAUUGUGCAACCAAACGAUGUGGUAGUUCAUGACAAUAAUACUGUCGCAAUUCAGUUUGAUGCUCCAAGAGAUCCUGAAGAUCCAGAAAAGCCAAUCAAAGAAUUUGUUGUCCAUUAUACUGAUGAUGAUCCUACUAGUGAAAAUGCUCACUGGACAGAAAUGUUCUGGACUGAGCCAGAUGAUGAUUUUACCGUUAGUAUUCCUAUUGGUGGUGAACAUUUUAAACCAGAUACGAAGUACUCCAUUAAGGUGAUAGCUCGAGGUGAAAUAGAUGGUCCACCAUCAGAACCCAUCAUUUUCCAGACUGGAGAUGGAAUUAUACCACCGGAGAAACCAAAAAUCAAUGCAGAUGCACCAGACUCUAUGAUUCGUGUACCAGCUGGUAGCGAUUACACAGUUAGCUGUUCCUCAAGUGGAUAUCCAACUCCAACAAUCACUUGGAUUGAUAAAAAUGACCAGCUUCUUAGCGAUGGACCAAUGCUAAGACUACAAGAUGUAAAAGAGACCGUUAAUGCGAAAUGUGUUGCCGAAAAUGAAGGUGGACGAGCUGAAACGCCGUUUGAAAUCUUUGUUACAGGUCCGGGUAGUGCACCAAAUAACAUUCGCUUAAAUUCUUUGAGACCUCGCACAAUUCACGUUGAUUGGGAUCCUCCAAAAAUACCUAAUGGAAAUAUUAUUCGUUAUAUCAUUUACUACACUCCACUGGACGACCAGAAUAUUGUAUAUCAGGUGGGACAAAUUCCGAAACAGCCAAUAACAGAAUGGAUGACUUAUCAUCAAGAAGGUGACCAGUUAACAACAACUCACCAAGAAAGUGACCUGACUGAUUUUGUGGAACCAGACACAGCUUAUGCUGUGGUACUACAAGCCGUAAAUCAAGAUGGAGCAGGACCAUAUUCCGAACAGCAUACUAUCCGAACUAUGUCACGAGCUCGCGAAAGCCCACCACUUAAUUUGCGGGUUGAACCAAAGGAUCAGAGAUCAGCAAAUGUUGAUUGGCAGAAACCGAUGACUAGCGAGCAAUCGCCCAUUGGUUAUGAGUUAUAUUAUAUCAAAGCAGACACUAAAAUUUGGGAAGAUGACUUGGCCAGCAUUAAUGACUGGAGCAUGAUAGCAAUAACAGGAACAAAUGAUGAUACACUUCACUACAAGAUUGACGGAUCACUGGAACCAGACACCGAGUAUGUCUUCCGCAUGCGUGCUAUUUAUUCAGAUGGGGCGAGCAUAUUUUCAGAAGCUUGCAUUACCAAAACUCUUCCAGAUGGCAACGCUCCAUAUAUAAUGAUUUCAAAUGGCGACCACGGAGUGGAAGGCAAGACAGAAAUUACCAUUCUUCCGGGAUCAGCUCUUGACUUAUCGUGUAAUGCAACGGGGCAACCACGUCCAAGUGUUAAAUGGAUUCGUGGUGGGCGUUAUCCUAUUGAUCCUGCAUGGAUAAAAUCAGAUGAAAAUUAUGCGGUAUGGUUUUUGAAAGUAUCUAACAUAACAGAAGAUGCAUCGUUUAAUUGUGUUGCACAAAGUUCCCUUGGUUUUGCCAACUGGACCAUUAGCGUUCGCCUUAUUCCAGAUCUUGCACCGACCUGGAAACAUGAUUUUGUAAGUGCUAAAAACGAAAACAAUGAAGUUGUGCUUCACUUCACAGAUAUUUUACCCGAUUAUCUGAACGGACUGAAUCUGUGGAAUAUUUACUGGACUGAUAACCCAUCUAAGCCUUUCGAAGCAUGGAAUGUUAUUCGAAGUCAUAAUAAUCCUCUUGAGCGUAUAGCUAUUACUGAUAUGGAACUAGGUACUAAAUAUUAUUUGGUGAUCGAGCAACCUUCUGCUGGAAUCAAAACACCAGUCUUCGAUAUAAUGGCUCCGAAGCCAGCUAGUGAAAUACGAGUGGGAACUGAUAUUAACGGCGAAACUGUGCUGGAUUUCAAGCCAGCACUCGCAGCAGAACCAAUUAAAAAAUAUAUCAUUAAGUACUGGCCAGAAAAUGAUUCAUCAGCUGUAAUGUAUAUGGAAACACCAAUGAAUGUUACCGAUAAGAUCAUUUUGGAUGGCUUGCAACCUGAUACAGACUAUACUUUCAUAGUUGUGGCGAAAUUUGAUGAUACUGAUAAUCUUCAGAGCGAACCUUCUAAAGUACGUACACCCUCUGGAGAUAUUGAAUGCCACUGUGCACAUGCUUGCAUGUUCGAAGAAGAUGAAGAAGGUGUUAUCAGCUCAUCAUGCUAUUGCCACAGUGGCUUUAAACUUUCUAGUGAUAAAAGAUCAUGCGAACCUUUGGAAGAAGAUGAAGAAGAUGGUAUUGUUCUGGUAACACCACCUACAUUCUUCCCUGAUUCGGAGCAUCCAAAAGAGCUAUCCACGAAUCCAUCUAUUUUCGAUAGCUUGGUACCAGUUUCUGAGAAAAUCGAUUCAGAAAAAUCCAACCUUACAAAAUUAGGAGAGCAAGAAGAUGAAAGAUUGAAAACAGAUUCUAAAGCAACUAACGAAUAUGUACCAACAAUUAUAUCAGAGCAAGGCCUUCUGGUAACUGAUAAGAGUACGCAACCAACAGUUACUGAUCAUGUUGAACAAAUUGUGAGCAAAGAUACGUUAGAUCAUACUUUGAUACCUGUUGUUAAUUUUGAUAGUAUUCCUUUUUCAACCAAUGAAUAUGGACAGAAAGUCGAUAACCUUGGAAAUCCUAUUACUUGGGAUGAAGAUGAUCUGCCGAUAGGGCCGAACGGUACACUUCCACAUCUCAAUUUUGGAGGUGAAUAUGUUUAUCCUGUCACUGACAUAAAUAAAAAACCACUACCAACAGAUAUAAAUAUGAAACCGAUCUAUCCAAUCGUAGGACCAGACAAUCACCCAAUCCCCAAAAAUCAGGAAGGUUUGUACAUCGAUCCAAAUGGCCAAGUGAUUCCAACAGAUGAUGAAGGACGUCCUAUAAGUGUUGAUGGGUCACCUUAUCCAACCGAUGAAGAAGGUCGUUUUAUUGUUAUAUCCUCUAGUGAUGUCACUAAAAAAACUCUAGCAACAGAUGAGUUAGGACGUAACAUUUAUCCAGUUUAUUAUCCAGACGGAAUGAUACUCCCAACAGCAGAAAAUGGUCAGUACACCGAUGAACGUGGGCAAAUUAUUCCAACCAAUGAGAUUGGGCUACCUAUUAAUGAGCAUAGUGAAGUUCUACCUACAGAUUCUGAAGGAAACUUUGUUUAUGUAGGAGAAUAUGUUGUGCCUACUGAUUCUAAUGGGCAGCUUGUUAAAGUAAAAUACGACGGAAAACUUCUUAAAAGCAACAAAUUUGGGAACAUCAUUGGCCCUAAUGGAGAAGUACUUUCAAUAAACGAACAAGGACAUCCAAUUGACGGCUCUAACAACGUUUUCCCAACUGCUUCUGAUGGAACUUUUAUACUACUGACAGAUAGAAAGGAAAGUGAAUUAAUUUUGAACAAAACAAAGCAAGAACAAACCUUUAAUAUCCUGGGACCAGAUAAAGAUUUACUACCAACCGCAGAUGAUGUGUCGGCACUGGAUCCUUUUGUGCACUCCCAUUGGAAACCGUCUCCAGCUGACAAUAAUGAACAACUUAUUCAUCCAGAAAGCAGCUUGAAUCAACAAUUACUGUCUACCAACCAAUCAGGUGAGUCUGUUUAUGCUAUAGGAACUCAACUCCAAAAGAAAUUGAGCAGGACGAAUUAUUCUGAGAUCGGACUGGAUGACAAACUAUUGCAAAAAAGUCCCAGUACUAUUUCUAUUGAUCCGCAUGGAAUACCGAUUCCAACAGACUUUAGUAGAGACUCUACAGAUAGUGUUGGCAGACCGUUAUCUCAAAAUCGUGGUGAAAAAAUAAUUUAUCCAAUAAGUGGUACUUAUGAUAAACCAAUGCCGACAGAUGAAAGUGGAAAAUCUGUAUACUUCAUUAUAGGACCUGAUGGAGAACUAUUUAAAAAAGAUCACACCGGUGCAGUAAUUGAUACUAGUGGUCGACCUAUUCCCACAAAUUUUGCUGGUAUUCCGGUUGAUAAAUACGGAAAACCAUUACCUGUCGACAAAAACGGUUUCAUCAUUUAUCAUACGGAAGAAUAUACAACUCAGGCAUCUGGAACAGAUAAAGCUGAUGUUCCUAUUUAUGUAAUCGUAGGACCUGACGGAACAGUACUUGAAAAGAAUGUUGAUGGUGUUUUCAUUGAUCCUCAUGGGAGACCGAUUCCAACAGACUCCAGUGGAUAUCCUACAGAUAGUCUUGGUAGACCGUUACCUCGAGAUCGUAGUGGGAAAAUAAUUUAUCCAGCUAAUGAUGUAGAUGGUGAACCAAUGUCGAUAGAUGAAAGUGGUAAGCCUGUGUACACUGUUGUAGGACCAGAUGGUUUGUUGCUUCCAACAAACGAAUUUGGCUUGAUUAUUGGCUUUGACGGUAAUCCUUUGCCUACAAAUGAUUUUGGUAAACCUGUUGGGCCUGAUGGAUCACCCUUGCCCACUAAUGAAUUAGGUCAUAUCGUACAUUUUCCUCCAGAAGAACCGCCUACAGUUCUUUCAACAAACGAAUAUGGCCAAAUUGUGUAUCCUAUUGUGGACACAGACGGUAAACUGCUGGACAAAGACGAUAGUGGAUUUCAUAUAACGAAGUACGGAAUUCCAGUGGAGCUUAAUGAAAAUCAUUUUCCUGUAGGUCCUGACGGAAACAUUCUUGCGACUGAUUCUAAUGGAAAUUAUAUUUUUCCAGAUGUCGAGGGAAUGGUGUUUCCAGCAGAAAAAACUGAUGGAACAGUAUAUUCUGUCACAAGUUUCGAUAGAAAGCUUCAUUCUACUGAUUCAAGUGGUGCCGCUGUUGAAGAGAGUGAUAAUUUAAUUCCAACAAACGAAUUUAAUAAUUCUGUAGAAAUGGAUGGCAAAGUUUUACCCACAGGAAAACACAAGUAUUUGGAAAUAAAUACAACAGCGUCUCCAGUUACAGUUUUUGGUCUCGAUUCCAAGGAGCGGAAAGUUAUUAAUGUAAUGGACAGUGAAGGUCGAUUAUUAUCAACGGAUGAUUUGGGUCGAUUUCAAAUAGCACCUGGCAAAUUUUUAAAAAGUGAUGACAGUGGUAGACCAAUUGGACCAGAUGAUCAAUUACUUCCAACAGACAGUUCAGGCAACUAUGUGUACCUACCAAAAGAAAAACAUCCAAUCGAUGAUGAUUUGGAACAUAAAUUAGAGAUAGAUCAAACGAGCCCAGCGAGUGAAUCAACUAGUAUUUCUAUUGAUCAAAGCAGCAAAAUUUCAGCUACUGAUCUCAGUACUGUCGAAUCUAGAGGAAGUGCUUUGUAUGACCAUGCUCAUAACUGUUCCACAAAGAAUGGUGUGAUGGAUAUUGUAGUGGUGAUUAAUAUGGAGAGCUUGGACCAAAUAAGUUUUGAGCAGAUCAAAAAUGUUAUGAAAAAUUUAGUCGAUAAAUAUUUUGAUCUUGCACCAGAUAUGUCUCGUUUUGCUGUGAUAAAGUAUAGUGGAAGCGCUGAGGUUCCAAUUACGUUAGGUGGUUACAACGAAAAAAUUGAACUUCUGGAAGAUUUAAAUCAAAUUAAGUAUGAGCACGUCAAGGAGCAUUCCAGGAUUAGUGUAGGAAUCAAUGCUGCAGCGCAGCAGUUUGUUUCGUUCGGAAGAGAAAAAGCCGGCAAACUAAUAUUAUUGGUAACAGAUGGACAAGACAUAUAUCCAGAGGACCACUUUGACGAUGUGAUUCCGAUGCUUAUUGUCGGAAAAACUAAAUUUGAAGAGGAAAUUAGAGACCAUACAAAGUCAUACAUCUUAAUAGAAGCUUGGCCACAACUACGAGAUGAUACAAUCGUUAAGACGAUCAGGGAGGAAUGUCUAAGAGGAAGAAUUCCUAUUCCAACUUUUGAUAAAUCGAAAUCUGAAGAAUUUGAGAUUUCAAACAGUUCGCCACUACCUACAGAUGAAUUUGGUCAAAUAGUAAUUUUUCCCACUGAUGAACCAGCUGUAAUGGCUACUGAUGAAUACGGUCAUGUAGUAUUUCCCAUUCGAGAUAUCACUGGAAGAACUUUGCCUAAGAAUGAAGCUGGCUCAGUAGUAAACAGACUUGGCCAAUUAAUUGAAUUUGAUGAUUUCGGAAAACCAGUAGGCCCAGAUGGAAGACCCUUGAUGUCUGAUGAAUCUGGAACAUAUAUUUAUCCUGCAAUUGAUAACAGUGGCAAACCAGUACCCACUGAUAUGAACAAACGCCCCAUUUAUAAAGCUGUAGAUGAAAAUGGAAACCCACUAGAAACCGAUGAAAAUGGUGUAGCAGUGGAUAUAAACAGACAACCUAUACCAACAGAUUUGUUUGGAAGGUAUGUAGAUUCGAAAGGAUUACCAUACUCGUUUGACAGUGAUGAAAACAUUGUAAUUCCAAAACUGUUUACAAAAGUUGGUGAUACAGAUAAUUAUACCAUCAGUUCGGAUAUGUUGUUACCAACCAAUACCUCAAACACUUAUUUAAAUUAUUCAGAAAUGGAUAGAAAUCAAAAAUUGUUACCAACCAAAGAAUAUGGAAAAUCAUUGAUAUCUCAUCAUUCACUCACUGCUACUGAUACUGCUGAAAAAUAUACUACAGACACUCAGUCUUCAGAUAAAUAUAGCCAAAUUUUUCAAAAUCCAGACGUUGAGCCAUUGACGACGGAUGAGAGCGGAAACUAUAUUGACCGUCAAGGUCGACCACUGCAAGUCGAAGUUGAUCAUGUUGGUAGACCAAUUGGUGCUAUACAAAAGCUGGAUCAUGUGCCAGAAGGAACAAAGCUAAUUGUCGUCGAUCUGUACGGAAGACCGUUGCCAACAGACGAAUAUGGUAAUACAGUGUUUGCUGAUGGUAGCACAGUACCUACUGAUGCUUCCGGACACCCAAUCGGACUAGAUGGUUCUGUAAUGCCUCUUGACGAUCGCGGACGUUACAUAUCUGAUUAUAUACCAGAUACGGCUGAUUUACGUGAAUUAGAACAUCUAACAAAAGCACAGACAUGUGAUAAAGUUGACAAACCUGCUAACAUUAUUUUUGUCAUAGAAUCAUCAGAUGCUAUACGAACAAAACUUACGGAAAUAAAACAUUUAUUGAUAAAUUUUAUCAAAAAAAAUAUAAAUUGGGCCAUUGUGAAAAUUGGCUUGGUUUCUUACGGAAGCACAGUGGAUGUUAAUUUGGAUAUUGGGAAUUAUGAGAACUAUGAAGAGUUAGAACAAUCUAUUAUCAGUUUACCAUUCAUCGGUGGCUCUGGAUCUGGAGAUGAACAUGCGAUGAGGACUUCGCUUCAGUUAUUCCGUGAAAAAUACAGCAGCAAUAAUGCAGAACUGAUAGUGCACAUUUAUAAAACGUCCAUCAGCAAAGAUGCCCAAGUUAUGGCUAAUCACUUGCGAGCAAACGAAACUAUAAUGAUUCUGUCACUUGGAGCUGAGCAGUGGUACCGAUUGAAGGACGAAGAAGAGAUGAGAAAAUUAAGGAGUGAUAUGUGUCUGAUGUUGAUGAAAAGUCAAACUGCACAAACGAGAAAAUCCCCUGAGCAAGAUUUCCCUAGCAAAUCACCAACAAAACAAGAAAUAAAGCAACCUAUACAUUCGAAAAAAGAAACAGAUGGGAGGCACGUAUCGAAAGACGAAGGAAUAGUUAACACUUACGAAUCGCCACCGCCAACUCACGACCAGAGUUGGUAUCUGUUGGCUGAAAAAGAAAUUGAAAAGGCAUUAAUCACCGAUGGAAAACCUAUCGCUACUGACAUCUACAAACGACCGAUAUAUCCAGUGGUAGAUGCAAAGGGUAGAGCAUUACCAACUGAUGAAUCCGGCUUCACUCUAGAUCAAUACGGAAAGCCGAUACCAACUGAUGAAUCCGGAGUGCCUCUCAAUGCUCAUGGCCAGCCUCUUGCCAAAGAUGAAUAUGGUCGUUACAAACUUGACACAUCUGAUCUGCCUGCACCUUUCUUGACCACAGACGAAUGCGGUAAAGUGAUAUACCCUGUGUUUGGUCCUGAAGGCAGAUUGCUUUCAACUGAUGAAACGGGCAGGCUCGUGGAUCAUAAAGAA
Molecule: messenger RNA, 12063 nt
Organism: Thelazia callipaeda (thelaziosis nematode)
Lineage: Eukaryota; Metazoa; Nematoda; Chromadorea; Rhabditida; Thelaziidae
Source: the annotation of a GenBank genome assembly